AUGGCCACCCUCCUUCGAAGGCCAGGCAACCUUGCUCGAAUCUCGAGGAGAGCCACACUAUCCAUCACUCGCUCAGCCUUCGGACCUGCGCGGACCGCUCCUUCGAGUCUGGCUUCUAUCAUUGCAUCCCAACGCCUACGAACGUAUGCUACAAGUGGGUCUGGGCCUCCGAAGCCCCCGAACGACAACUCUGGGGCCUCCCAGGAUCAAGAGCGCUCGGUCUUGAGCCCGCAGGAACAAAAGGAUCUGGACGCAUUCGUGAAGCGUCUCGAGCAAAUCGCCCCGGAGUCCCAACAUGAAAUGAUCCAGGAAGCGCGGAAGCAAAUGAUGCGGCAAGGAAUCGCCGACGAAAUCAAGCCUUACCUCAGCAGAGACCAGCCCGCGUCAUUGAUGGAUCACAUGCGGAUGGUGCGAUUUGUCUUGAAGUUCGCGAGCGAGCAAAUUGAUAAAGAACUAGAGCGAGACGGACAUAUCACACGCGCUCAAAAGGAUGUUGAUUCGACAAAAAAGACGGGUGACGAUGCCGAGGCCCUGAACAACAAGAAUAAAGGGGAGGAGCAGUCUCAGAAGAAGCAAAAUGGGGAAGAAGAGCCUCCUCGCAAGGACGAAGAGGAGGAGCGAAUUCGUGAAGAAUUGCGCAAGAAGAAAGAACAGGAGCAAAAGAGAAAGCAGCAAGGCCUACCCCCGAAUGCCCGCGUCUUCAAACUCAAGCUUGACCCUACCUCCUUUUUUAUUACAGCACUCGUUGCCUAUUACAUCUACCGGAGUUUCUUCCCUAGUGAGAGUGCCAGCAGCCGAGAAAUUACCUGGGAGGAAUUCCGAGCAAACUAUCUCAACAAGGGCCUGGUGGAGAGAUUGACAGUCUUGAAUCAGAGCAGAGUUCGGGUUGAUCUCAGGCGAGAAGUUACUGACCAGACGUCGGACUCUAGCGGCCAGCCUGUUUCCCACGUGUACUUCACCAUUGGCUCCGUUGAUGGCUUCGAGAGAAAGCUUGAAGAUGCUCAAGAGGCACUGGGCAUCCCACUCAAUGAGAGAAUUCCCGUUGCUUUCGUCGAGGAAGUCCCUUGGGGUAGUGCUUUGUUGUCAUUCGCCCCUACUUUGCUUAUUUUCGCUAGUAUCUUCUGGCUCUCUCGUCGUGCUGGCGGCGGAGCCGGUGGCCAGGGCGGAAUUUUUGGCAUUGGCAAGAGCCGUGCUAAGAGGUUCAAUCAUGAAACUGACAUCAAAGUCAAGUUCUCUGAUGUCGCCGGUAUGGAUGAGGCUAAGGUUGAGAUCAUGGAGUUCGUCAGCUUCCUUCAGCAACCCGAGCGAUUCCAGAAGCUCGGUGCUAAGCUUCCCCGUGGUGCCAUUCUCUCGGGCCCUCCAGGUACUGGUAAGACACUUCUUGCCAAGGCCACUGCUGGUGAGUCCGGCGUGCCUUUCUUCAGCGUCAGUGGUUCCGAAUUCGUUGAGAUGUUCGUUGGUGUUGGUCCGUCCCGUGUCCGUGAUUUGUUCGCCAACGCUCGGAAGAAUACACCUUGCAUCAUCUUCAUCGACGAAAUCGAUGCUAUUGGCAAAUCCCGUGCGAAGUCGAACUACGGCGGUGGAAACGAUGAACGUGAGAGCACGCUCAACCAGAUUCUCACUGAGAUGGACGGUUUCAACACUUCUGAACAAGUUGUGGUCCUGGCUGGUACCAACCGCGCUGAUGUCCUUGACAAGGCUCUCAUGCGCCCGGGCCGUUUCGAUCGUCACAUUACUAUUGAUGCGCCUACUAUCGACGGCCGAAAGCAGAUUUUCCGGGUGCACUUGAAGAAGAUCGUCACCGAUGAGGACCUGGACUACUUAGAGGGCAGACUUUCUGCUCUGACCCCUGGAUUUGCUGGAGCUGAUAUUGCUAACUGUGUCAACGAAGCAGCUCUUGUUGCCGCGCGUGAAAACGCUGAUAAGGUCGUCAUGAGACACUUCGAACAAGCUAUCGAGCGAGUCAUUGCUGGCUUAGAGAAGAAGUCACUGGUCCUGUCCCCCGAAGAAAAGCGCGUUGUUGCCUAUCACGAGGCUGGUCACGCUAUCUGUGGCUGGUACUUCAAGUGGGCCGAUCCUUUACUCAAGGUGUCGAUUAUUCCGCGUGGCUCGGGAGCACUGGGAUACGCUCAAUAUCUUCCCGCCAACGGCGACACAUACUUGCUGAACACCCGCCAGAUCAUGGAUCGUAUGGCCAUGACUCUCGGUGGCCGUGUUAGCGAAGAGAUUCAUUUCGACACUGUGAGCAGCGGUGCCAGUGAUGAUUUCAACAAGGUUACCCAAUUAGCGACUGCCAUGGUCACGAAGUACGGUAUGUCGAAGUUGGGCUUCAUUUACUACGAUGAGUCCACCACGCAGCAAUAUACCAAGCCCUUCUCUGAGGAAACCGGACGCAACAUCGAUAUUGAAGUCCGCCGGAUCAUCAACGAUGCGUACAAACAGUGCAGUGAUCUUCUGAAGGAGAAGAAGAAGGAGGUCGGUCUCGUCGCUGAAGAGCUCCUUUCUAAGGAGGUUCUCAGCCGUGAUGACAUGGUUCGUCUGCUGGGCCCCCGACCCUUCACUGAGUCCAAUGAGUUCAGCAAAUACUUCAACAACCGCGAUGGCACAGUCAUCGCGCCACCAGCUUCUGAAGACCCCGAAGCAACAUCUGGCAAGGAUGGCCGAGACCAGACGCCCAUUCCUUGA
Penicillium chermesinum is the source of this 2685-nucleotide messenger RNA. Its product is annotated as ATP-dependent metallopeptidase FtsH/Yme1/Tma family protein. Lineage: Eukaryota; Fungi; Ascomycota; Eurotiomycetes; Eurotiales; Aspergillaceae. The record is from RefSeq and is a predicted model, not a curated record. Gene Ontology annotation, cellular component: m-AAA complex; membrane. Gene Ontology annotation, molecular function: ATP-dependent peptidase activity; zinc ion binding; metalloendopeptidase activity. The transcript is spliced from 2 exons. Bases 1 to 2685 code for a protein of 894 amino acids. Gene Ontology annotation, biological process: mitochondrial protein processing; protein-containing complex assembly.